AUGCCUGCCAAGAAUUCCAAAAGGAAUCCCAUCCAACCAGUGCCUGAGAAGCGCGGUUAUGAAUUUGGUGGCCCGCUCGGUGCAUUCGGCAUUGUCUUCGGUCUCCCAGCCCUGAUCUACCUCUUUACCUUCGUCUGCAACGAUAUCUCUGGCUGUCCCGCACCGGGUCUCCUGAGCCCUUCCACCUUGUCGCUCGACCAAUUGAAGAGGGAAGUGGGCUGGCCGGAGGAGGGAUUCAUUGCGCUUUAUGAUACCAAAGUUACUCUGUGGACAUUGAGCUAUUAUGCCUUCAGCUUGUUCUUGCAGGUCUUCCUGCCUGGCCAGGAGGCCGAGGGCUCAAUGCUGGCUUGCGGAGGCAAGCUGAAGUACAAGUUCAAUGCUUUCCCUUCUGCCAUCAUCAUUCUCUCUGGCCUCGCCGGAGGAACUUAUCUCUAUGGAGCCGACUUUGUGGUGUGGACUUUCCUGUGGGAUAACUAUAUCCAGGUGAUCACAGCAAACUUGUUCAUCUCCUCUUCGAUCGCAAUUUUCGUCUACCUGAAGAGCUUCACCGUGCCAGAGGCUGGCAAGCUCAACCCAAGCCUGCGCGAGCUCGCACCUGGUGGUCACACGGGCAAUGUGCUUUACGACUUCUUUAUUGGUCGUGAGCUCAACCCUCGUAUUACCCUGCCCAUUCCCUUCGUCAGCGAAGCUUCCCGCACCAUUGAUAUCAAGGUGUUCAUGGAGAUGCGACCUGGCCUGCUUGGAUGGACAAUCCUGAACCUGUCCAAUGUUGCCCACCAGUACCGAACCUACGGCUACGUCACCGACUCCAUUGUUCUCGUCACCAUCUUUCAGGCAUUCUACAUUUUGGAUGCCCUCUACAUGGAGCCCGCUAUCAUGACCACCAUGGACGUUAUCAUGGACGGAUUCGGCUAUAUGCUGUCUUUCGGUGACGUGGUCUGGGUCCCCCACGUGUACAGCAUCCAGAGCCGCUAUCUCUCGGUCUUCCCAUAUGAGUUGGGUCUGACUGGUAUCGCCGUUGUUCUGGGUGUUACUGCUCUCGGUUACUCGAUCUUCCGCGGCGCCAACAACCAGAAGAACCGUUUCCGCACCAACCCCAACGACCCGCGUGUCAAGAACAUCAAGUACAUCGAGACUGCUGCUGGAUCUAAGUUGAUGAUCUCUGGCUGGUGGGGUUUGGCACGUCACAUCAAUUACCUGGGCGACUGGACCAUGUCAUGGGCUUACUGCCUGCCCACUGGCGUUGCAGGCUACGUUCUCAUUGAGAGCAUUAAUCCUGCCAGCGGUGAUCUCCAGAAGCAGGCCGUACAGACCCCCGAGGUUCGUGGCUGGGGUAUGAUCUUCACCUACUUCUACAUGGUCUACUUCGGCGUCUUGUUGAUUCACCGUGAGAUGCGCGACGAAGAGAAGUGCGAGAAGAAGUAUGGUGCUGAUUGGAAGCGCUAUACCUCUAUUGUUCGCAGCCGCAUCAUUCCUGGAAUCUACUAA
Messenger RNA from Penicillium nucicola, 1488 nucleotides. RefSeq lists its product as uncharacterized. The coding region runs from base 1 to 1488 and encodes 495 amino acids. NCBI's taxonomy places the organism in Eukaryota, Fungi, Ascomycota, Eurotiomycetes, Eurotiales, Aspergillaceae. Gene Ontology annotation, biological process: ergosterol biosynthetic process. Gene Ontology annotation, cellular component: endoplasmic reticulum membrane. Gene Ontology annotation, molecular function: Delta14-sterol reductase activity. The record is from RefSeq and is a predicted model, not a curated record. The transcript is spliced from 3 exons.